AUGGUCAGAGUUACAGGGCUUGUUCGCCAUGUCGUGGCCGCGCUGUAUUUGUGCAGCGCUUCGUUGUCUGGAAAAACCCUGGAAAGAACCGGACUUGAAAUAAAAUGCGGAGAGGUCCAAAUAAAAAUCACAGUAAAGCGACGGUUUUUCGACGAGAGGCGGAUCCCGUUCAGACGCGAGUAUCUGCAACUUGGAGCAAACUCAACACGGGAGCCAUGGUGUGGACCGAGCGAACAAAUGUCUGACCGCGAUGCACUGGUCAUCUCAGCAGGGCUUCAGGACUGUGGCACUGUGUCCAGUGUUCAUGUUGAGUGGCUUGUAUAUUCCAACCAGCUAUUACUAUUUCCUGCUUUGGCUUCUACCUCCUCGGGUAGUGUAAUUAUUAGAGGACCAACAACUGUCAUACCUGUUGAGUGCCGGUUUAAGAGGAAGCAGAUAGUGAGUGCACAACCAUUAACUCCAACGUGGCUACCCAUGACAUCCACAAUCAGUGUGUUUGGCCUCCUGCACUUUUCCCUUCGUACUGUGGAAGAUGACUGUACCUCUCUACGUAGUACCUCAGUUUACCAGCAGGGGGAAGCAGUGUUUCUGGAGGCCAGUGUGGAAGCUCCAUUGCACCGUCCACUGACUGUGUUUGUGGACCACUGUGUCGCUACACUGAAGCCUGACCCUCGCUCCACGCCCAGCUACGAAUUUAUCACCCGACAAGGAUGUCUCGUGGACAGCGUGUUACCGGGGUCAUCGUCGAAAUUCCUCCGUAGGCAGCAGGAUAACAGGUUAUGCUUCAGCGUCAAAGCCUUCCACUUCAAGCAGGAGUCUGUGGAGCAGAUGUUCAUCAGCUGCCACCUGAGGGCCACACUGAAACAAAAAUCUCAGAGUCAUCUGAAUAAAGCCUGUUUCUUCCACAGGGCCACAUUCAGCUGGCGUGCCACAGAGGGAGACGAUGCUCUGUGUGAGUGCUGUGACUCUGAUGACUGCGCAAGACACAAUGUAGAGGAGAGCAGUGGCCACACUGUGCACACGACUCAAUCAGAUACAGAAAAUAAUCAUGAGGGUGACACAACAGUUGGGCCACUUCAUGUCCUGCAACACCACUGGACAGGUCGUCUGUCAGUCAGUUACUAAAGAAGCUUUUCCCAACCGUACAGAAACUGCUGAGUUCAAGCCCAAGGGAGUUUUCCAAUAAAGCAUUUAUCUCACA
Molecule: messenger RNA, 1201 nt
Organism: Solea senegalensis (Senegalese sole)
Lineage: Eukaryota; Metazoa; Chordata; Actinopteri; Pleuronectiformes; Soleidae
Product: zona pellucida sperm-binding protein 3-like
Exons: 8
Coding region: 1-1125 (374 amino acids)
Biological process (GO): binding of sperm to zona pellucida; egg coat formation; positive regulation of acrosome reaction
Cellular component (GO): extracellular matrix
Molecular function (GO): acrosin binding
Source: RefSeq, a predicted model, not a curated record